UCUCAGUCAAUCGCAAAACGCAUGCAGAUACAGAUACUCGUACUCGCUCCGCUUUGCUUCGAUCCGUCAGAUACAUACUGUGUGCGUGUACUGUGUGAAGUUGUGCCCGGAAUCCGAUUCAGGAAAAUUACCAUUGCAAACGGGAAACACAAUUUAAGCGACAACAAAAGCGUAGUUCGGGUCGUUAAAGUAAAAGUGCAAAGAAAUGACAAUGCAAACCAACACUGAUCAACAAAAGCCGGGAAGCGAGGGAGUUGCAACGGGAGGUGGCCGAGGAGGAGCAGCCACUACAAUGUCCACUAGUGUUAAACAAAAGUCCAAAAGUCGCUCAUCCUGCUGGCUCCUUCAGCGACGCCAGUUGGACAAUAUCUCCAUAGUGUUCGCCGAAAUGAUUGCCACGGCCAUGCUGAUGUUCCUGGGCUGCAUGGGCUGUGUCCAGAAUGCCGUGAUUAUCAACUCCAACUUCCAGGGAUCCCUCAAUUUCGGGUUCGUAGUCCUCAUCUGUAUCCAGUGCUUUGGUUGCGUGUGCGGAGCUCACCUGAAUCCGGCUGUUACCUUGGCCCAGUAUAUCUACAACAUGAUCUCGCUGCCCAUGGCUUUGGCCUACUUUGUGGCCCAAAUGGUGGGGGCUUUCAUCGGCUAUGGGUUACUGAAAGCGGUUCUGCCGGACAGUGCUAUCUAUAGUUCCGACACGCCGAAUGGUGUUUGUAUUACGGCCCUCAAUAGCACUCUGACCAGCUGGCAGGGAGUGACCGUUGAGUUCCUGAUCACCUGCGUCCUAAUUGCCAUUUGCUGUGGCGUCUGGGAUCCCAGAAAUGCCAAAAAUACCGACUCGGUGGCUGUGCGUUUUGGACUGGCUAUCUCCUGUCUUUCCCUAACGGCGGGCCAACUAACUGGAGCAAGCAUGAACCCUGCCAGGUCCUUCGCUCCUGCCGUUUGGAAUGGAGCCUGGGAGAAUCACUGGAUCUACUGGGUGGGUCCUAUGGCUGGGGCAUUAGUAUCCUCCCUAAUCUACAAGUACGUCUUCCGGUCUCGGGAGGCUGACGAUCUCGAGAACGAGGAGACCACAUUAUCCACAAAACGAAACUCUGAGGCAGACCUCGCAUAGAAUUAAGAAGCCCACCACUCCCUCCACCUUAAGACCUUAAGACAAGUUUAUCGUUUAAGUUGCAUGCGGUUUAGUAUUUAAGUUGCAAAAAAUAAAAGCAUAAAAAGUACAAUCUA
Molecule: messenger RNA, 1224 nt
Organism: Drosophila bipectinata
Lineage: Eukaryota; Metazoa; Arthropoda; Insecta; Diptera; Drosophilidae
Gene: Eglp2
Product: Entomoglyceroporin 2
Biological process (GO): transmembrane transport
Cellular component (GO): plasma membrane
Molecular function (GO): channel activity
Source: RefSeq, a predicted model, not a curated record